Molecule: messenger RNA, 739 nt
Organism: Dendrobium catenatum
Lineage: Eukaryota; Viridiplantae; Streptophyta; Magnoliopsida; Asparagales; Orchidaceae
Exons: 5
Coding region: 194-739 (181 amino acids)
Biological process (GO): protein ubiquitination
Cellular component (GO): membrane
Molecular function (GO): ubiquitin-protein transferase activity; zinc ion binding
Source: RefSeq, a predicted model, not a curated record
GAUAGGUCAAUAUUUUGAAGCUUCCUAUGAAGUGUGGUCAAAUUGCAGGCCUGAGAGGACACGUUCGUCAUUUCUUUAAAAGUUGGGGGCAUUUAGAAACUGCCUCUGCUUUCCUUAUUUAAAGUCGCACGCUUACGUGCAGAAAAGAAGGCAGAAAAGAGGAAGAAAACGGAGCAGAGAGAGAGAGAGAGAGAUGGAAUUUGGAGAUGGUGAGUUUGGAUCCUCUUCUUCUUUUUUUUCAUCAGUAAACUUCUGUAGAAUAUGCCUUGAAGAAGAGGAUGAGAAGUCCUCAAGCAUGGAAACUCCCUGUUCCUGCUCUGGGACUCUCAAGUUUGCUCACAGAAGAUGUAUACAGAGGUGGUGCGACGAGAAAGGAAAUAACGUCUGCGAGAUUUGUCUCCAGAAAUUUGAGCCUGGCUAUGUUGCAACCCUUCCUCCCCCUACUAAGCCCCAUUUAGUGGAUGUUGUCGUCAGCAUAAGAAGAAGCUUGGAGGCGACAAGGCACAACCACCAUGAGCCUGAGAGCCAUACUGUACUGUUUAUCAGAAGCAGCGAAGCUGAAAGAGAAUACAUUGUGUCAUCAGAAGCAUACAAUCGUAGUGUGACAUUGUGCAGAUUAAUAGUUUUGAUGUUUACAAUCAGUCUUUUAGUCAGACAAGUCUUUGUUCUGCAAUUUGAGAAUGCUGAAGACUAUGCAUUCAAUCUAGCAACAGUGAGUAUUGUGUAUUUUGUUUUCUAA